Messenger RNA from Oreochromis niloticus (Nile tilapia), 2530 nucleotides. RefSeq names its product serine/threonine-protein kinase pim-1. Gene Ontology annotation, biological process: regulation of mitotic cell cycle; negative regulation of apoptotic process; protein autophosphorylation. Bases 843 to 2162 code for a protein of 439 amino acids. NCBI's taxonomy places the organism in Eukaryota, Metazoa, Chordata, Actinopteri, Cichliformes, Cichlidae. The record is from RefSeq and is a predicted model, not a curated record. Gene Ontology annotation, molecular function: protein serine/threonine kinase activity; ATP binding. The transcript has 8 exons. Gene Ontology annotation, cellular component: cytoplasm.
UACCAUUUUUAUACCAGCAAGGUGAUUCCCAAAGAGCUAUUAGAUGAAAACCUGCCAUAUCUUGGCAAAGGUGGAAUGUGUCAACUAAAUUAUCAGGAAAAGUGUGGGCUACGGGAAAAAGAAAUACAAAUGUGUACAGUAACCAACUUUCUUUCUGUUGGACAGAAAAAAAUGAAAGUUAGUGGAUUAUAAAUGUUCCUCACAAUUCUGUUUGCACCAAACUAUCCAAUAACCCCGCCCCCCAACCCCCAGUCCAUUGUUCACAUCGGUUGACAAUAAACUUAUCGCUGUAAAGCACAAAUGUAAAGUAUUGUGUAUGAUAAUGCUUGGUGUAUAUUUUCAGCCACACCAAAACCCUGCAUAAGAAUAAUCAAGGGAUAUAAAUUAAACAAACACAAAAAACACUGGGUCAAUGACCCAGUACCAUGACAGUUGAAUGUACAAUAAUAAAGACUUUAAAUCAGAUGACAAUGUAGCUGACACUGUGUUUAUUCGUGUGUGAUCAACCAAAACUCUUCAUACUGUCAUCCAUACAUGAGGUCUUUAUACAAAUGAUGAAAAGACAAUGAAAGAAACUGUUUAAUUGAUAUGAAAUGAUUGAAUUAUAUGAAAUAUUAUGGCUUUGUCUGCCAGAUUGUUUUUCUGUAAACUACUUUGAACUACUGGCAGUCAGUGAUGUCACCUAAAGGCAAGAUUCUAUGUUGUGUUGCCGUAGUUUCCAGAGUUUACUUAUAAAGCUCACUUACAGAACUCAGUUAGAAACCUCAAGCAUUUGAAGGACGCACAUUUGAAGGAAUAUCAACUCAUUACGGUGACAUUUUCGAUUUUAAAAGCUCUCCGAAAUGACCAAGAAAAUGGAAACAAGAAAAAGCACGACUCCAGCAGAUAAGAAAGAUUCAGAUCAAGAUUGUAAGACCAGGACUGCUAAAAGAAAGGCCAGUCCUGAAAAGAAGACCCCAAUAAAAAGGAGGAGGGUCGCUGAGCAGGCUGGUCCUUCCACCAGCUCAGAUGUGGUCAAAGGAGUGAAGCGCAAGGUUGUGCAAGAUGGAGAGGGCACAACAAACCAAGCAAAGAAGGCUAAACUUCUCGACCAUAUGAGCGGUGACAAGGAGCAAGCGUCUUCCUCACUGGACACUGGUAAAGACUGUAGUUUGAACAACAAACAGGUGUGUCCGAGAAAUGACAAAAGAAAGGCCGCGGGAGACGACAGAGAGUCACCCAAGAAAAAAAAAAGGAAUGUGGACCAGGAUAAAAAAUCAGUGGCUGACCAAAAACGUGAAUUCGAAGCCAGAUAUGUGGAGGAGCACCAGCUCGGAGAAGGAGGCUGCGGAGCAGUUUUUGCUGGCUACCGGAUAGAAGAUCGUUUUCCAGUUGCCAUCAAACACAUUCCCAGAAAUAAAGUCUACUGCAAAGUGGCGGUAAGUGUCCAACACUUGAAUCAGUUUUACAUUCCUGGAUUGAAUGCGGCGUUCCUCAUUAUCCACUUUGUAAUAUUUCAGGAUGAAAAUGGGAAGAAGCUCUCUGUGGAAGUGGCCAUUAUGCUUAAACUCGCAGGUGAAGCAGAAGGGUCAGUGGGAACAUCAGCACCUGUGUCCUUGCUGGAGUGGUUCAACCUUGGCAAAGAACUGAUCCUGGUGCUGGAGAGACCUGUCCCUGCUGUGGACCUGCAAAAAUACAAAGCAGAAAAUGGAAGAACUUUACCAGAGGACAAGGCCAAGGUCAUUCUGAAGCAACUAGUUGAUGCUGCAAAGGAGCUUGAGGAUAAAAACAUCUUUCAUCGGGACAUCAAGGGAGAAAACAUUCUGAUUGAGACCGGCUCAGAUGUGCCUCGUGUUCGCAUCAUUGACUUUGGACUGAGCUGCUUUGUUAAGCAGCGAUCUCUGUAUCGCGUCUUCUAUGGUACUCCUCUUCACACCCCUCCCGAGUGGUACAGGAGGAGCUGCUACAGGUGUGGACCCACCACGGUGUGGCAAAUGGGAGUGGUGCUGUAUGAAGCGGUUCAUGCACGGGACUUUGAUACCGAGAGGUUCCUCAGCAAGAAACUGACCAUCAAAAAGCGUCUGUCCACAAAAUGCCGGAAUUUCUUGGAAGCAUGCUUAACUAAAGUCCCGGAGAAGCGCCCAACACUGGAGGAGCUCCAGCAUCACCCCUGGCUAAGAUAACACACACAAACACACAAAUCACACAAUUCACAUCUUAUCAUGCAAGUGUGAUACAUUGUAGUAACUUGCUUUCUUUUUUCUGUUGGACAGGAAUAGAUAGAAUGGGACAAUUAAAAAUAAAAUCAAAAUUUUGCUUUCUUGGAGUUCCUGUAACCCCCCCAGCCAUCCCAGGAAAGGGGAUCUCUCUUUGAAUGGGCUUUCCCGAGGUUUCUUCCCAUCAAUCUGGCCCCCUGGGGAGUUUUUCCUCGUCUUCAUAGAGAGCUUGGGCUGGGUCAGGUGCUCCCUCAAAACUGUCUUUAUUUGAUGACAUCAAACAAAGAUGUUUUACUUAAAGUAAAAUUUGAUAACAAUAAAACUUGUUUAAUUCA